CCAUAUAUUUUGAUAGACUUAUAAACUACCGUGGGGUUUAUUACAUUAGAGAUUCUAUUUACACCAACAGCCCACAUGAACUGAAAUUUUGUGCAUCUUCUUCUAUGACAAAGAAAAGUGAAGUGUCAGGAGAGGAGAACAACCCACCUAUGCUAUUCCCCUUGUUUUCCAUUCAAAGUCAUUUUGUCACAAUCUGCAAUUCUUCCUUCUGGUUGAAUUUUGUUUUCAUUUUUUUCCUUUCCUGUCUAUAUCAGUGAAAAACCAGACGUACCUGCCUUUACUCUUACCAUUCAUAAUUUUCGAGUGAACAUCUGGGACCAAAACUCUAUACUUUUGUUGGGUCAAAGUCUCCAUCAAACAAAGGCGUUCUUUGUUCACCCUUCACAUUUUUCCAUUGGCCUCCUUCCGUGAAGCCUGCCUUUACUCUUACCAUUCAUAAUUUUCGAGUGAACAUCUGGGACCAAAACUCUAUACUUUUGUUGGGUCAAAGUCUCCAUCAAACAAAGGCGUUCUUUGUUCACCCUUCACAUUUUUCCGUUGGCCUCCUUCCGUGAAGCUUCAAUUGAAGUUUUGCCUUCUUGCCUUUCCCGCACGUCACAUUUGGCUUUGGCCUGGCUUGUUUUAUUACCUUACCUCAUCUUCUGCAGACGUUUCUGGUGCAGUGUGGUCCAUUAUUCCAGUUUUCAGUCGAAAAUAUGGACAAGAGAAGUGAGUUUUAUAGCAAUAAAAUUUCUUGCAGUUCAAAUUUUUGGCAAGGAAGGAGGAUUUUGGCUUGUAUAUAUAUGUUAUGGCAACCAUUCAAUACAGUUUUCUCUGAUCCGGACUUCCACACAUUAUGUAUACAUAAUGUCAACUGAUUGGGCUCCUGGUCUUCAACUCAGAUCCUUGACUUAUUAUAAAAUAAGAAAAUAAAGCAAACAAAAAAUUGGAAAUGAAAUGCAUAUAUAACUUGCUUCUUGUAAAUCGGAAAAAUGGAAUAUAAUAAGUUCACACCUUUUUCCUCCACAAAUUGGUGGUAGAGUCUUGGUCUCCUCCAUUGACAGCACCUUUUUCUCGGUCCAGCAAAUGACUUUGAAGUCUCCAGUUUUUCGACAUCCUUCAAGGAAAUGAGCAUCCUCUAAUUAACUUGUCCUCAAAACCAGAGUGUUCAAACAGCGGGAACAGACCAACUUGUGAACCUCCCUCCAUCACAAAAUGACUAAACUCACCCAAACAUCUUCUCUCCACACCCAUCUCUGCUUCCUUCUCUUCCUCCUCCUCCUCCUCAUCAGCCAUGCCAACUCUCAGUCAUUGCAAGACCAAGAACAAGCUGUCCUGCUAAAACUAAAGUCAUACUUGCAAUCUCCACCGUUCCUCAGUCAUUGGAUUCCAUCAACAUCAAACACUUCCCACUGUUCCUGGGGGCCUGAGAUCAACUGCACAAACAACUCCGUCACCGGAUUGUCUCUGGUCGACACGAACAUCACCCUAUCAGUUCCACCCUUCAUUUGUGAUCUCAAGAACCUCACACUCAUUGAUCUCAGCUACAACUACUUUCCUGGAGAGUUCCCAAAAGCUCUCUACAACUGUUCAAAGCUAGAGUACUUGGACCUCUCUCAAAACUACUUUGUUGGCAAGAUUCCUGACGAUAUCGACAGCCUGCCUCGGCUUCGAUACCUUAGCCUUGCCGGUAACAACUUUUCUGGUGAUAUACCAGCGGCCAUUGGGCGGUUACAUGAGCUCAGGAACCUGCAGCUGUUUAUGAACGAGUUUAAUGGUUCCGUCCCACCAGAAAUAGGUAACUUGUCCAAUCUUAAAGACCUAAAUCUCUCUAGCAAUAUAAAACUUGUGCCAUGGAAAAUGCCUUCAAAUUUCACCCAGUUGAAAAAUUUGAAGACUUUAUGGAUACGAGAAUCAAAUUUGAUCGGACAGCUCCCUGGAACACUCGGGGAAAUGGCAGCACUGGAAGAAUUGGAUUUGGCAAAGAACCGUUUGAAUGGGACAAUCCCAAGUGGUUUGUUUCUGUUGAAGAAUUUGAGUAUAAUCUAUCUCUUCAAGAACCGCCUGUCUGGGGAUAUACCUCAAGUGGUUGAAGCAUUGAACUUGAAAGUUAUUGAUCUUUCUGACAACCGUUUAACAGGGCCAAUACCAGAAGAUUAUGGAAAGCUGACCAAGUUAACAGGGUUAGCUUUGUUUUAUAAUGGUUUUUUUAGUGAGAUUCCAGCAAGCAUUGGCCGUCUACCAAAUCUCAUAGAUUUCAAAGUGUACGACAAUAACUUGACAGGAACAUUGCCUCCGGACUUUGGGAGGUAUUCAGAGCUUGGAGGGUUCGAGGUUUCGGGAAAUAGGCUCACUGGUAAACUGCCAGACCAUUUGUGUUAUUUGGGUAAGCUGGUAGGACUUGUAGCUCAUGAGAAUAAUCUCACUGGGGAGUUACCAAGCUCUCUUGGAAAUUGCACUAGUUUGGUGAUAGUCAAGGUUUAUGAUAAUGGGUUGUCUGGGAACAUUCCUAGUGGCAUGUGGACAGCAACAAACUUGAGUCAGGUACUAAUGAACAAGAAUUCUUUUACCGGUGAGCUUCCUGAGAAAAUGUCUUGGAAUCUUUCGCGGCUGGAAAUCAGAGAUAAUAGGUUUUCAGGUAAGAUUCCAACCGGGGUGUCUUCCUGGACGAAUUUGAAGGUUUUUGACGCCGGUAAUAACCUUUUUAACGGUACUAUCCCUCAGGAACUUACUGCUCUUCCUAGCUUAACCACUCUUUCUCUUGAUCAGAAUCAGCUUACUGGCUUCCUUCCAUCGGAGAUUAUAUCAUGGAAAUCACUCAACACUCUUAAUUUCAGUCGAAAUCAACUCUCUGGACCAAUUCCAGAGAAACUUGGUCUUCUACCAGUCCUUACUGAACUGGAUCUUUCAGAAAACCAACUUUCUGGCCAAAUUCCAGAUCUGCUUGGGCGUCUGAAGCUCAACCAUUUCAAUCUCUCUUCCAAUGACCUAUCUGGGAAGAUCCCAUUUGAAUUUGAAAAUCCUGCUUAUGACAGAAGCUUCUUGGACAAUCAAGGUCUAUGUGCAACUAGCUCAUCAGAAAAACUCAGCAUAUGCAAUUCUGAACCCCGGAAGUCCAGCAAAAUUUCGUCUAAAUAUCUUGCAUUGAUCAUAACUUUCGGCAUACUUUUGUCCUUGUUGGCUUUGUCCUUAUCAUUCUUCAUGGGCAGAGGUUAUUGGAAGAGAAACGGAUCAGAUUCUUAUUGGCAGCUCACCUCAUUUCAGAGGUUGAAUUUCAGUGUGUCAAAAAUUCUCUCAGGAUUGACAGAAAGUAAUAUGAUUGGAAGUGGCGGAUCAGGGAAAGUUUAUUGUGUUCCUGUCAAUUGUAAAGGCGAUGUUGUUGCCGUGAAAAGGAUUUGGAAAGAUAAGAAGUUAGAAGAGAAGCUUGAUAAAGAAUUUCAUGCAGAAGUCAAGAUAUUGAGUUCCAUUCGACAUGCCAACAUAGUGAAGCUGAUGUGCUGUAUAUUCAAGGACAAUUCAAAACUACUUGUCUAUGAGUACUCGGAGAAUCGAAGUCUGGAUCGAUGGCUGCACAAGAGAAACAGGCCAUCCAAUCCCUCAAGGUCAGUCCACCAUGUUGCGCUGGACUGGCCUAAGAGGUUGCAUAUUGCAGUGGGGGCUGCUCAGGGCCUCUGUUAUAUGCAUCAUGACUGUGUGCCACCCGUUGUGCAUCGAGACGUGAAAUCGAGUAACAUCUUGUUAGACUCUGAUUUUAAUGCAAAAAUAGCAGAUUUUGGGCUAGCCAAGAUGUUGGUCAAGCAAGGAGAACUUGCUACAAUGUCGGCUUUUGCUGGCUCCUUUGGCUACAUUGCUCCAGAAUGUGCUCAUACAACACGAGUUAAUGAGAAGAUCGAUGUAUAUAGUUUUGGGGUCGUCCUUCUGGAGUUAACCACCGGUAGGGAAGCUAAUGAUGGUGACGAACACACUUCUCUUGCUGAAUGGGCAUGGCGCCUAGCUCAAGAAGACAACCCUCUUGCCGAUGCUUUGGACCAGGACAUCAAAGAACCUUGUUACUUGGAUGAAAUGUGCUCCGUUUUCAAACUUGGUAUCUACUGCACCGAGAAACUACCAUCUGCUAGGCCUUCCAUGAAGGACGUUCUGCAAAUCUUGCUCCAGUGCAACCAACCAGUAGUUCCAAUCAAGAAGAUCGAGUAUGUUGCUGCUCCUCUACUAAAGAAUUCGAAGCGCGAGCAGAUACUGGAAGACUGUGAUGGUGGUUUGGUGACAAAUGUGUGAUAGACUGGGUUGAAUUCAACGAGGUAACCAAUAAAGGGGAAAUAAGACUUUCGUUUCAGAUUGGUCUGAAGCUGAUCAAAUGUACCCCAUAGGAUCUAGGAGGUGGCACACAUGACCACGAAGAGUAUAUUUAUGCGGCCAAAGAGAAGAUGCAUCUAUUAGGCCAAACUACCCUGUAUAUUAGUACCAUAUGUAUAAUAUUACGAAGA
Molecule: messenger RNA, 4463 nt
Organism: Prunus persica (peach)
Lineage: Eukaryota; Viridiplantae; Streptophyta; Magnoliopsida; Rosales; Rosaceae
Product: receptor-like protein kinase HSL1
Exons: 2
Coding region: 1195-4254 (1019 amino acids)
Biological process (GO): protein phosphorylation; hormone-mediated signaling pathway
Cellular component (GO): plasma membrane
Molecular function (GO): ATP binding; protein kinase activity; protein binding
Source: RefSeq, a predicted model, not a curated record